Molecule: messenger RNA, 5074 nt
Organism: Durusdinium trenchii
Lineage: Eukaryota; Dinophyceae; Suessiales; Symbiodiniaceae
Source: the annotation of a GenBank genome assembly
ACGAACAAAGGAACUGUAGUCGCCAUGCUGCAGUGGCAUCUCUAUCUAUCGCCGCAGUUUGCAUCUCAAAGUAUAGCUCUCUCAUUUGACGCAGUUUGUUUGACUCAUACAGUGAACACCAUGUUCAUUCUGACGCGAUUUUUCUUCAUGUGCGUGGGCUUUGGACAAGCCUCGCGGCUCACUGUGAGCCAGGAGAAGUUGGGUAUGGACCUCAUGCGGACAGGCAACGGACUUGCCUGGGAUGAUGACCAGUCACGUUUGGCUCGGAUUGAGGAGAUUAAGAAGCAACUCUUUGAUUUGGUGGGCUUGGAUAAGGUCAAGGAGUCGAUGAGGACCUUGUUGGACUUGGUGGAGUUCAGCAAGAUGCGUGAAAAGUCUGGGAUGCAUGGCUUUGCGGCGCAAAGCUUGCACAUGCGCUUCUUGGGCAAUCCUGGCACUGGAAAGACCGUGGUGGCACGCUUGGUGGGUGAGCUCUUGUUGGCAAUGGGAGCGAUCACACCGGUUGAGGGUGGCAACACCAGCAGUGGCUUUGUUUUCAAGGAAGCCUCUCGCGCCGACCUAGUGGGCGAGCACACUGGGGCCACAGCAAUUAAGGUCCAGGGGGUUGUGAAAGAAGCCUUGGGUGGAGUUUUGUUCAUCGACGAAGCCUAUGCCUUGGUCCAAGGAGCCAGGGACAACUUUGGGGUGGAGGCUGUUGACACUUUGAUCAAGGAGAUGGAGGACAACCGCGCGCAUUUGAUCGUCAUCUUGGCAGGCUACACCAAGGAAAUGGAUGACUUCUUCAACUCCAAUCCUGGGUUUCAGUCGCGAGUGCCGUUCUCCUUUGAGUUCGCAGACUACUCUUGCCCCGAACUGACACAGAUUGGCCAGUUGCAACUGAAGUCCAAGAGCAUCGCAUUGAAGGGCGACGGCAACUGCAACGAGGGCAGUUCUUGUUGGUGGCUGCGGCGAACCGCUCAAUUGAGCACAAGAUGCUGUGACGAAGAGGACAAGAGCAAGUGCGACAUGUCGAAGAACGAUCGGUCGAAUGGCAAUGGCCGUACCGUCCGGAACAUCUUGGAGUCCAGCUUUCGUCACAUGGCCUUGCGAGUCUUGAAAGGACUCUCUCCCGAGAAGCUCAAGGAAUUCUUCCAGGCCCUGCCGAACGCGCCCCCCAUGGAUUGUGGCUCUCCGGAGGUGUCAUUUGACGGCUACAAUGGCAAAGAUCUUCGCUGUGAUUUCAGCCUCCUCGAGGGAAAUGAUCUGGUGUCCAGCACCUUGGACCUGCUGAAUCUGAACAUCGCGCCUUGCAAAACCCAGAUCACCCGAGAUCAGGUGACCCGCGCGGCGGGUGACGCCAGUCGUUGGACACAGUUGGCCGAGCUCUUGGCCGAGGUCACCGAUACCAAGACCGGAUCCAAACAGAAGCUUGAGGCGUCCUGCUCGAAAGUCUACGCCUUCCUGGAUUUGUUCUCAGGUGGUUCUUUGAUGGAGACCACAGAGACAGAUGAAGAGGAGUUGGAGGAGAUCCUUGGUGAAGACAUUGAGGAGGACCAGGAUGAUGCCUUGAUUCAAAUGGCAGAGACCAUGCAAGGUGAUCCUUUGGACCGCUACGAGGUCAUGCCGAAAGGUGGCUAUUGCGAGGAGAAGAAGCGCCGCAUGAGCGGAGAUCGGCCUCUCACGGGGAUGCAAUUGAAUGACUGCGCGGACAAGUGCAACAAACUCCGAAAGGGCUGCACGGCCUUCGCGCACUAUGAUAGAGAAUGCACCAUCUACCACCGCGGCGUCCCCGAUGGCGCCGUUGGACGACGGACGGCCCGGUGCUACCGGAAAGCCUCCACGGCGAAAGCUUCUGGCGCCCAGCCCGUGAAGAAGGUGACAACAAAGAAAAGCGGCAAGAGCAGCGUGCCAUUCUCGGGCAAGACCGAAAAGAAAAAGAAGAACAGCGGAUGGAACUCCCAAGAGCGACGCCAGUUGGGUGGCUACGGAAGCAGGAAGGAAGCGCAGAAGGCCAUUCAGGACAACGAAAUCCCGGAAGGCAUCAAUGAAAAGGUCGACAAACUCAUGGAGAAGCUGAACCGACUCGUCGGUCUCACGAAGGUGAAGGCCGGCAUGGCGGAGCUGAGAGCCAUGGUGGAGUUUGAUCAGUGGCGGCGGAAGUUGCUUCCAGCAGCAAAGAGCUUGAUGGGACAAUCCUUCCACAUGCAAUUCCUCGGCAAUCCAGGUACUGGCAAGACGGUGGUUGCUCGUUUGGUGGGAAAGCUCCUGGUGGAAAUGGGCGUCAUCAAGAAGAAGGAGAAAGACAAGGAUGAGGCCAUCUUCCACGAAGUGUCCCGUGCAGAUCUGGUGGCAGAGUACAAGGGGCAGACAGCGCCCAAGGUCUUGGGUGCAGUGUCCAAGGCUAUCGGUGGGGUGCUCUUCGUGGAUGAGGCAUACUCACUGAAGAAGGAAGGAAAAGACUCCUUCGGACAAGAGGCGGUAGACACUUUGAUCAAAGAGAUUGAGGACAAGCGAGACCAGGUGGUUGCCAUCUUCGCAGGCUAUGAGAAGGAGAUGGAGACCUUCUUUGAAGCAAAUCCAGGCUUUAAGAGUCGUGUCCCCUUCAAGUUCUACUUCGAUGAUUACACUUGCGCGGAGCUCAACCACAUCUCUGGCAUUUUCCUGGAGGACAAGGGCUUCACGGCUUCCGAUGAAGCGAAGAAGUGGAUUGACCGAACUGUGCGCUUCAGCACGGGCUGCUGCGACGACCAGGGCUCCGACUGUGAAGCGCUCCGUGACAGCGGCAACGGCCGCACCGUACGGAACAUCCUGGAGGCCUCCUACCGGAAUUUUGCCGCACGGGUGGUGCCACGCCUCUACAACAGUAAAGGUAUGCGGCCGGUGCUCGAGAGGAUCGAGUGGUUUAGAGCACAGUACGAGGUCGCCAAGGAAACUUACAAAUCAAAGGGUGCGGCACGCUACAAGAAGGAGUUGGAGAAGGACUUUGGGAUGGCCAAGUGCUGCUCGAAAGAAGUCACGGAUUAUGGUGCCACCUGGUACGAUCUUUGUGAGCAAGCGAAGAACUCCUUGAAGGUGUUGCAAGGCGAAGAUGUGGCACUUGUUGCUGCCAGUAUGGCCUCCGACAACCUCCUAAACGAUUGCCGAGAAGCCAAGAAGGAUCUGAAGGAGCUCCAUGAAUUGUCCGCUUCAGCCUUCAAGGUGUUGGAUGAUCAGUUGUGGGAGGAAGUCUCCCAGCAUGCGACGUCCGGUAAUUGCGAAGGGACGUUUGAGGCUUUGAAGAAGGUGCCGAAUCCUCCUCCGGCACCCAUCUAUGACAACUUGCAACUGAUGGAAGAGUCUGAAGAGUUGCGCCCCUUACUGGAAAAGUUGAGGAAAUUGGUGGGAUUGAAGAUUGUGAAGGAGGCCAUGGGACAGCUUUUUGGCUUGGUGAAGGUGAGUACUUGGCGACAACAGCUGGGAAUGAGCUCCUUGGGUGGCCAAUCCUUCCACAUGCGCUUUCUCGGAAAUCCUGGCACUGGGAAGACUGUCGUGGCUCGCAUCGUGGGAGAGAUGAUGGUGAAGAUGGGCGUGGUGGCCAUGCCGAAAGAGGUGAAGAAGCGCCUGAAAGAGGAGGCCAAGAUGCAGGGCACCCGAGAAGGCGUCGACCACAAGGAGGUGGAGUUGCCGUUGAUCUUCAAGGAAGCUGCGCGAGUUGAUAUGGUGGCUCAAUAUCUGGGCCAGACUGCCCCGAAGGUGGAGAAGGCCGUCGGGGAGGCCCUGGGUGGAGUGCUUUUCAUCGAUGAAGCUUACGCCUUGGUGCGUGAUGGAAAGGACAGCUUCGGGCAAGAGGCUGUCGACACGCUGAUCAAGGAGAUGGAGGACAAGCGAAAGAACGUCAUCGUCAUCUUGGCGGGCUACGAGACUGAGAUGGAUAGUUUCUUUGAUUCCAAUCCAGGGUUCAAAAGCCGCGUGCCCUUCACCUUCCGCUUUGAGGACUACAGUUGCAAUGAGCUGGGUCAAAUUGGCAGUUUGGUCCUGGAUUCUCAAGGCUUGGUGGUGGCUGACCAGGCAUCUCAACGCUUGGAGGAUUUGAUCGCCUUCACGAGUGGAUGCUGUAACAACGUCGCCGAUGCCGACUGCCACCCCUCGCGCGAGAAUGGCAACGGCCGAACGGUGCGGAACGUCAUAGAGGCCUUGCAGCGUGCCAUGGCACGCCGGGUGGUGCAAAGCAAGGCCACCGACAAGGAGUCCUUGCGCACGUUGACCUUGGCUGAUCUCACCCUGGUGGCCGAAGAGCAAGCCGCGUCGCGCCUGGAGGGACCUUGUGGCCAAACGGGCUUGGUGACCACGCUGAGUCAAGCUGCUCAAACAAAGGGCGGUUUGGCGGUCUGGAAUCAGCAGUACCAGCUCAGUAAGCCUCGGGUGCAGCUCUACAGGAUGAUCCGUGAAAGUCAACGCCUGAGCAAAUCGUUGAAAGGAUUUGAAAGUGCUCAGCUGAACGGCUUGUCCCAACAGUGCACUACCGGCUUGGACACCUUGGUGAAGAAGCUUCAGUCGAAGAUCCACGCCACCUGCGAUCAGAUCUUGCCCAAGUUAACCAACGAGCUGGACGAUACCGCCAAGCUCACCGUCCAAGAGUUUGAAGCGAUGGUGAGGCCCUUGCAGAUGAGCUCUCGGGAGGCAGUUCAUAUCUUAGAGCUCUUCGCAAGUGAUGACGUGCCAUCGCCCUUGAAUGAGCUUCAGGAGGCGGCCAUGCAAUGCGAGGAUCGUUUGGACACGCUGCGCGGACAAUCGGUGCUUGCACCUCUGGAGAUGGCGGUUCAAGCCUUAACCAUCUACUGAGCCUCUUGCAUUGUGAGCGCAAUCGGAUCGAAGAUCCGCGGUUUGUACCUAACUUUAUGGCAUCACGCCCACACUGGACGAACACAGCGAGCAGAUGCGAACAGUUUGGCACCAAACUCGCCUUUCGCACCAAAAGACUGCGGUGCCGGACCGGUGCUGUUCGUUGGAUCCACCGGUGGUCUUUUCUGUCGGUGCACCGUUCCAUGGUGCAGAACCGCGUUGUCGUUUUCGGUGCUUGUCUUCAGACCGCCACAGAGCUUAGAAUCCGUUCAUC